Messenger RNA from Aureobasidium uvarum, 1296 nucleotides. NCBI's taxonomy places the organism in Eukaryota, Fungi, Ascomycota, Dothideomycetes, Dothideales, Saccotheciaceae. The record is from the annotation of a GenBank genome assembly.
CACCUUCCCACAAUGGCCACACCUCAAUCCACAGUAAUCCUAGGAGCAGGCAUCAUCGGCGUAUCCACUGCCUACUACCUCUCUCAAUCUAUACCAGGCUCUUCUAUCCAUCUCAUCGACCCGUCACCCGAACUUUUCGCUUCUGCUUCUGGUAAAGCAGGAGGAUUUCUCGCUGCCGACUGGUUCGGUCCUGCAUCUGCACCGCUUGGCUUGCUGUCUUUUAAACUUCAUAAGCGACUUGCGGAUGAGUAUGAUGGAGCUGGAAAGUGGGGGUAUGCGAGGAGUACUGGUGCUUCGUUUGCUGAUGGUGGAGAUUUUGUUGACGAGCAAGGUGAGGACGGUGAGUGGUUGGAAAAUGGAAGGAGUAGAGCUGAGGUUGCGGGAACUCAUGAAUUUGUUGAAGGUGAGGGGCCGGCGUGGUUGACGAGGAGGAAGUGUGAUGAGUAUGAUGUUAUCUCUGCGGAUGAGACGGUUGCUCAAGUAGAUCCUCUGCGACUAUCACAAUUUCUACUGGGUGAAUGUAGGAAGAGAGGUGUACAAGUCCAUCAACCAGCAACACCAUCAUCUAUAAUCACGGAUACCAAUAACACAAUCACUGCCAUCAGCAUCAAACAAGAUGAUGGCUCAGAAACACAAAGUAAACUUUCCCUUCGUCAUGUCCUCUACUUUAACCCUCAUGCUAACACAGCAAAAACAGUCCCCUGUACAUCUCUCCUCUUCGCCAGCGGCGCCUGGACCUCAAAAAUCUUUUCCAAACUCUUCCCCUCUUCAUCCCUCAACCUCCCCGUCUCCGCCUUUGCAGGCCACAGCAUCGUCAUCUCCUCUCCCCACUGGACAACCUCACACGAACCCAAUGGCUGCCACGCAAUCUUCAGCACCUCUUCCUCGGGUUUCAGCCCCGAACUCAUCAGUCGCGUAGGCGGAGAAAUCUACAUUGCAGGUCUCAACGACAGUACCAUUCCUUUACCUGCACUAGCCACAGAAGCAAAAAUUGAAGACUCUGCUAUUUCAGAGUUGAAAAAGACGGCGGAGAGGAUGUGUGGGGUUCCUGGUAGAGAGAUUGAGGUUUUGAGGGAGGGAUUGUGCUUUAGACCUAUUACUCCUAGAGGAGAACCUAUCUUGUGUAGGGUUCAUGAGAAGGAGUUGGGAGGUGUGAGUAGUCAGAGUGGUGUUUUUGUGGCUGCUGGGCAUGGUCCUUGGGGUAUCUCGUUGAGUUUGGGGACGGGAUUGGUCAUGAGUGAGAUGAUCAGGGGUGUCAAGACUAGCUGUGAGGUUGGGAGGUUGGGAAUGCAGUAG